This is a messenger RNA of Cercospora beticola, 3661 nucleotides long. Its product is annotated as F-box protein. Gene Ontology annotation, biological process: proteasome-mediated ubiquitin-dependent protein catabolic process. NCBI's taxonomy places the organism in Eukaryota, Fungi, Ascomycota, Dothideomycetes, Mycosphaerellales, Mycosphaerellaceae. The record is from RefSeq and is a predicted model, not a curated record. Gene Ontology annotation, cellular component: proteasome regulatory particle, base subcomplex; nucleus; cytosol. Gene Ontology annotation, molecular function: polyubiquitin modification-dependent protein binding.
AACGCCACACGCUCUCGCAAGCCCAUCUGCGCCCUGACUGAACCAGAAUUGGCUCAGCCGAUAGAACCCUCGUCGCCUCCUCCGCACCUUUUAUGCUACCAGAGUCCUCAUCGCUUCCCCCAACAGCGACGAUCGAGCAAUCCACCGAGCAGACAACGACGCCUACCCAGCAUGGCCUCCUUCGCGACGACCUUGGAGCAGUCUCUCCGCCACACUCCAGUGCAGAGAAGACAAGCGCAGAGGAGCAGUCUGCUCUCGAUGCAGCGAUCGCAGCUUCGCUGCAGGAAGCCGAACGCGAUGCCGGAAAACGCGACUCUGCCGAGCGCGGACUGAACGCGCGCACAACACCUUCGCCGUCAGCGCGGAAUCGUAUCUUGGAAUAUGAACAGGCUUCUACGCCACCUAUGAAAAAGAGAGAGGGACCAGCAUUUGAGGUCAUAAAGAAACCACGUAGCCCGGGAGACAAGCGGGCUCCUAUUCUGGACUUGCCUAAUGAGGUCUUGACACAUGCCUUGGCCCGUCUGGCACCCAACGAUUUGGCAUCUGUUUCGCUCGUGUCGAAACGCUUCCAUGACUUGGUGACGGGGCCGCAUGCAUGGCGAACUGCUUUUUCGCAUUUCUUUCCAGGUCCCGAUUCUAUCAAUGCACUACUACUCGACGACGAUAACGAUGAUCAAGCUGGCAUCAAGUCGAAGAAGCGCGCAUUCACGCGUCUUACUGCUUUGGCAUCCUGGCGAAGCGAGUACAUCAUGCGAACUCGGCUCCUCAGGUCACUGUCGCGUGGCAAGCCUGUGCAGGCUGCCAGUUCGCAUGCUACACGGAGUCAGACUGUUGCUCCAACUGUCAUGUACAACUCGCAACUCUUCACGACGAUCAAUCAUAUACAUGCCACUUUCGGAUCGACCUCGAACAAGAAAUUGCCACGCUUUGCCCACGGCGCGGAUGAGUUCGGCACCGCUACGAGCAGCGAUCCUACCGCCGCAAAAGUCGACAACUGGGGCUUGUCCGAUCCUCAGAUGUUCCCACAGUUCGCCGACCGCUUUCCCGGUGACGCUCAAUUUGGUCUCGGCCCAGGAGAAGUCGUGGGCGUGCCUAAUUCUAUGGAUGUUAGCCAGCCCUAUGGCAUGGUAGUUGGUGAAGGCUCACCUGGUGGUGCGAAUUAUUACCGGUCCACAGAAGAGAUGCGCGGACGCUUUCUGCUUUCAUCAUCUGCCCUAGUCUCGCACGAUCUCGGCAUUCCGAAGAUCACAUCGAGCAAGGAAGCAGUCACUGCGACAUGGAUUGCCAAGUCUGCCGCCGUACCCAGUCUUACUGAUGGCCUCAUUGGCAUCUUUUCUGGCUCUUCCUUGGGAGUGCUCACCGCCUACAGCUUGGGCGCUUCUAGCAAUGGCAAUAAUCGCGAUCAGAGAUUUGGUCGUGGCGAAAUGACUGCUCGUUGGGUGCUUAGUCCAGGCGUCCCAAUCAUUGCAAUCGCAGUCGACAAUGAGUACAGCCUGAAACGCAUGGCGCAGAAUCGUAUUUGGGCAGUGGUGCUCAAUGCACUCGGCGAAGUCUUCUAUCUCACCAAAUUCCCCAAGCGCCCGCACGUGGACCGAGGGACGCGUCUAGACGAUGAAGCCGUGGAGCGUCUGGCAUGGCAGACUGGUCGUACUGUUUACUGGAAAGCUGUCGAGCCAAGCAGACGUGUCGCCAAGAUUGAUCCAUACGCAGACGCGAGUGUCGAUGGGAGCUACUCGCCACGUUCUUCGUGGAAUGGCAUGUGUCUAAGCUUAGCGCAGAUCACUGCUGAGACGCAAGAGAUCGAAACAUUCCUCUCGCGGAAGCCAAAGGACUUUCAGCAUUCGUGUGUAGGCUGGGACAUGCGUCGCAAGCUCGAGGUGGACUUUGCUGGAGAUGAUGGCAACAAUGCUGGAGAGAACAUCAUCAUUCUUGACUGUGGACGAGAUGACAGCCCUGCCGGUGUGAAACGCUACAGUCGUCGCCGAUUCCAAGACCGGGGUAGUUCGCAGUCUGCCUCCACGCCUCCUCUCACUGCUGCGAGUACUGAAGCUUCGACUCCGCCGUCGUUGUUCGGAGGUUCUGCUUCUCCUGCCACUGUCCCACCCGCAGGCUUCUCAUUCGAGCGCCUGAGUGAAUCUCUGGACCAAGACUUCGAUGGCACGAACACUCCAAGGCCUAUGACCGAGGAAUGGAGGACUACCAGGUACACGCUCAGCGGCUUGAAGAACGUUGAGAUUCUUGCAACUUGCAUUGAUCAGUCAACGUUUGCUAUUCAAACCGCAUCCGAGGAUCCACUGCUGGGCUUUUCGGGCAGAUCCACGGCUUCGUCUCCCUCAUACACGCCUCUGUCGGCUGCGGGUCAGUCUGCCACUGCUGCCGAUGUGCCAGGUCAGCGAGCUCGCCUCUUCGCAGCUGGCACAAAGCUUGGCACUGUCUUACUCCUGGAUAUGCGAGCUCCUGUGUCGCGUUCGGUUGAUAUCAUCAACACGGUUGAGCCUGUCCGCAUUAUUCACACCGACUCACCGGAGAUUUCCUGCUUGGCACUUUCGUCGCUGUGCCUGGUGCAUGGCGGUAACGACGGACUCGUGCAGGCUUGGGAUGUUCUAGCGUCCGAUAUGCAACCCAUACGCACGUUGAAUUCGCGCUUCUCUUCACGCGCUCGUCGCAGACUGCUGCAAGCACAGGCCAGCGCCCAGGGCGUUGGUAUCAAUCUGUUCGCCGCAGGUGCAAUCGCUCUCGAUCCUGACCCCACUGUGCUCCGUGGCAUCGUGUCACUGGGCACUCACUUGCUCUACUGGGCCUACAGUUCGUCUGCAGCGGACCAAUACAAGUCGAACAAGCGUCGACUUCGCAGGUCCGAGCGCGGCAGUAAUGCAGCUGGCGAGCGAUUUUCGGUCGCCACUCGUAGCAAUUUGAAGAACUACAUCGAGCACGAACAGCUGGAGUUGCAUCGUGAAAAAGCGCAGCGGAGCAAAGAAUCUCAGCGCUUCGCUGGUCGCUUCGGCACUGACUUGCUCGGCGGCAGUGAAGAAGAGAUGCUUGCCUAUGCAGCCAUGCUGAGUCAAGAGGCGUACGAACAGGACCACGCUCGCCGGGCGUCCGAUAUCAGUGCUACGCCCAGUGUCACCGCGAGCAGCACUGAUCAGAGUGCUGACUUCACUCCCGCAUACAGUCCAUCGCGCCAGGAGACGCCCAAGACGGAGGAUGAGUUGGAUGCAGAUAUCGCCGAAGCUAUACGCCAAAGCCUGGCAACGUCUCCUUCUGCUGGCUAUGAUAUCCCCAUCAGACACGCUAAGCCGAAGAACAAGCGUCAGCAAUCCACACAGACUUCCCCUCGAUCAUCCCCAGCACUCGCAGGCUCCAGCCAGGCGAACGAGAUGAGCGACCUAGAUUUUGCGAUUCAGCUCAGCUUGGCCGAGGAGCAGAGCAAGCAGGCGGCACUGGAACAAAACGAUCAAUUUCCAAGUCUGCCAGGAGGAGCCGGUAAAGGUAAGGGGAGGAAGCUGUGACAGAGCGUGUACUUUGCCCAGUGGUUUAGGAGGGAAGUGGGGUGGGGUGACGGGUCGGCGGUCGUACUUUGCAGUUCUACUUCGCUUCUUGACUUCUACAUACCGUAGAUAUUACAUUCGAUCAUUUCCGUGUGAUUGAGAUUUGUUCACCA